Molecule: messenger RNA, 852 nt
Organism: Symbiodinium sp. CCMP2592
Lineage: Eukaryota; Dinophyceae; Suessiales; Symbiodiniaceae
Source: the annotation of a GenBank genome assembly
UCUGCUGGACGAAGCGGGUAUCCUGCACAAGCUGGCAGGAACUCCACAUUUUCAUGGAAGAAGAGUGGCAGUGGUACAGACCAAGACACCCAGCAGAACGAUAGGAAAGGACUAUCUUUCGGAGGCAGCUUGAAGUCGGAGCCCAGUCGGCUGUCGGCUGAUCCAUCACGUCCGGACCACGACACCUGUGAGCAGGCCAUCAGUGCGAUGGUCUCGCGCAGCUACAACGGGAUGAAGGAAGCUUUGCAGCUUCUUGGACUUCCGGACUAUCCGCUGAGUUUCGUGCCAGGUAGGGAACUGAAACUUUGUGGGCAUCACCUUCGCGAGGAGAUCAACGAGAUGAUUCACCAUUGGAUGACAGAUGAAAAGGAUGAUUUCUACAGCGCCCUGACGAAGAUAAAGAGCAUCGUGGCAAAGCCGAUCCUGACCGAGGAGGAGCUCGACCUGUUGGACAGCAAGGAGGAAUGGCAGAAGACGCUGGGCCCAGACGGUGACGUUAUGUUCACGCGAAGGCAGGACGGACCAAAGCCACCUGUAGAGGACGAUGACGACGACGAUGAGGUCAUAGAUGUAAACCCAGAUGGCACGCGCAUGCGAUCUGCUGAAGCACCCCGACCAGGUGUGGCAGCCAGGAAUGGGACCGGGCACAAAGCCACAAGUGAGGAUUACUACACACUCCUCGGAGUAAGCCCAACAUCUUCUCUUCAAGAGAUCCGAACCAGAUUCCGCGCACUUGUCCUGACGGCACAUCCUGAGAAGGGUGGUGAUCCUGAGACGUUCCACAAACUCAACAAGGCAUACAGUGUUCUGAGCGAUCCAGCCAAGCGGAAGGACUAUGAUGCUGAACGCUAG